Molecule: messenger RNA, 3130 nt
Organism: Grus americana (Whooping crane)
Lineage: Eukaryota; Metazoa; Chordata; Aves; Gruiformes; Gruidae
Gene: MKRN2
Product: makorin ring finger protein 2
Exons: 9
Coding region: 133-1386 (417 amino acids)
Biological process (GO): protein polyubiquitination
Molecular function (GO): ubiquitin protein ligase activity; metal ion binding
Source: RefSeq, a predicted model, not a curated record
GUGCGGGCCGGCGGGUGUGGGGGCGGUGUCGCGGCCCCGCCUGGCUCCGCCCUUCCUCCCCGCGGCUGAGCGGAACCCCGGUGCGCGGCGCGGGGAGCCGGCCGGGGCGGGCAGGCGCGGAGCGGAGCGAGGAUGAGCACGAAGCAGGUGACGUGCAGGUACUACGUGCAAGGAGUGUGCCGGGAGGGAAAUAAGUGUCUGUUCUCACAUGAUUUAUCUACAAGCAAAUCGUCUACUAUCUGCAAGUAUUACCAGAAGGGACAGUGCGCCUACGGAACUCGGUGCAGGUAUGAUCACACUCGACUUCCCACGUCAGGGGCCGCAGCAGCCCCUGCGCCGCCUCCCCUCUCAUCGGCAGCGCUGCACAACCCUCGCCACCCUCCCGAGCACAGCGCGCCGAUAAUCAGGAGCAAACUGCACGAGACUGGCAAACGGGAGAAGAAGACGCUGGUGCUCAGGGACAGAAAUCUGCGUGGCUUGAAUGAAGACAAGCAGAAACCCAGUGCCACAAGCGAUGUGGUGUGUUGCAGUGACCAAAACGAUAAUCUGGAAGUGAAGCCCCAUUCGUAUUUGGAAGCUAUUUGCAGUGGACUGGAAGAUCCGGUGGCUGGAAGCUCCUGUGCUGAAGGAGAGCAGCUGUGUCCUUACGCUGCAGCGGGAGCGUGCCACUUCGGAGAUCGCUGCCUUUACCUCCACGGAGACGUGUGCGAGAUCUGUGGAUUGCAAGUGCUUCACCCUUUCGACCAAGAACAGAGGAAGGCUCACGAGAUGAUGUGCAUGGCGACAUUUGAGCAUGACAUGGAGAAGGCCUUUGCCUUUCAGGCGAGUCAGGACAAAGUCUGCAGUAUCUGCAUGGAAGUGGUGUACGAGAAACCGUCGGCCUCCGAGAGGAGGUUUGGGAUCCUUUCCAACUGCAAUCACACGUACUGCUUGUCUUGCAUCCGGCAGUGGAGAUGUGCCAAGCAGUUUGAGAACCCGAUUAUAAAGUCUUGCCCGGAGUGCCGUGUGAUAUCCGAGUUUGUCAUUCCAAGUGCGUAUUGGGUGGAAGACCAGGAGAAGAAAAACGAGCUGAUUGAAGCAUUCAAGCAGGGAGUGGGGAAAAAGCCCUGCAAGUACUUUGAACAAGGGAAAGGAACCUGCCCGUUUGGAGCGAAGUGUCUUUACCUUCACGCUUACCCAGAUGGGACGCGAGCUGAACCUGAAAAACCACGGAAACAGCUCAGCUCUGAGGGGACUGUGCGGUUCUUCAAUUCUGUUCGUCUGUGGGACUUUAUUGAAGACAGAGAAAGUAGGACUGUGACCAGCACGGACGACGAAGUAACAGAGCUUGGAGAACUUUUCAUGCAUCUUUCUGGGGCUGAUGAGGAUUCUGCUACUUCUCAAUAAAGAGAACUCAAGGAGAUUUAAGAACUAAUACACCAUACCUCAGAGUAGUACCUGCAGUUAGAGUCAAGUUGACUGUAUCCUUGCAGCGAGUGUUCCGGCAGUGGGACCUGGACACUGCCUGGCUCUCAACGACUGCGUGAGUGACGUUCCUACCCUUGUUUUAAAACACCUGAAGUGUGCAGUGGCAGGGAGCGUCUCGCGGAACACCUGUUGUAAAGCAAAUAUGACUGUACCGGUGAAUAUGUUCAGGCAGAGAAAUGCUGGGGUCACUGCAUACAGCUAAAUUAAACUUACAGCACAAAUUGGAUUUUGGAAACUGUGUGAUGAGAGUAAGUAGUUACUUCCAAUAGUCACUGCAACAGUAAUAGUUACGUUUUAGUUCAAAGGGAUUUAACUGGAAGGGAGACCUCGAUUCAGUUAAAUGAAGUAGCCAAAAUUAAAUGAAGUAACUAAAUGAUUUUCUGAUCUCCUUAGGAUAGUGAUCUUAGAGCUUGCAACUAUAGAACAGAAAUAAUUUCAGGUACAAAAGAAACAAGUAGUUUUAACUGCUGCUUUUCUUAACUAGACCGUGUGGCUGGUAGAUCUGUACCUCUAGCAGCAGUGAGACCCACUUUCCCUGGAGCUCCCCCUCUCCAGUUGCAGAUACCCUUACUAAAAGUGCAGGCAGACAUUCACAGGUUUUGCAAUUUGAUUGUGAAACUUGAUACAAGAAGUUAAUGCUGCUAAGUCAUUUGUAUUAACUUUGCAGUUAAACUAAAACUUCAGCCCAGACACAACUGAAAUGGCUACUGAUUGACAUAGCAUCAAAAUGCUCGAGUACAAGCAGCUUUUUUUUUUCACGUGCAUACAGCGCAUGAUCCUAACGUAAGUAGAAGGCUGGUCUAACCGACGGCCGGAGGAUAAGGCUGCGGCCCCUUCAGAGGCUGCUUGUCUGUAAAGACUUGAGCAUUUCAGAAAGUGUGAUUGUUGAGACAACAGAAAUUAUUUGUAUUGUGAAGCAAAGUAUAUUUGGAGACGCUUGUGCAAAACCCUUACGUCAGCAGAGCAAACAGGGCGCUGCUUUGAGGGUUAGUAACUGUGCUCUGGGUCACUGCUGUAAAGCAAACAGCAGGAACCUUAAUCUGGGAUUUAAACAUUUUUAAACACCACCAAAUUAGUGACUCCAGGAUUAUCCGCUUCAACUAUUGGUUGGCAUUUCUGGGUCAAAACUGAAGCUGGGAAAGGUUCUGGAUGGAAAUACGCAUUUCUGUGAGGGUUCCAGAAGAAGAGGGAGCGCUCCUCCCAUCGCUGCUGGCCAACACUUCCCUCAAGUUGAACAUGCACAUUUUGCUCUCUGUUCUGACCCAGGAAAUGUAACUUUUCCACACUUGUUUCCCCCUAAAGUUAACCUUUAACAAUGCUUACUGCAAAGCUGGGCCUACAAAACCUUGUCAGCUGCUUUUAAAAAGUGGCAUGUGAAGGUCUUACUCUAGGAAGCCCUAUUAGAGUAAUUACAAAGGUGAAGGCAAAUAAAGUAUCACUGAGCGAUGUGGUACUCCAAGGGGAAGGUUACAGAGCACUUGCCCAUGCACGCUUUCUACCGCAAAAUACUUAAACAGCCCUUAGACCCCCUGCUCAAGCUUGUUUCUAGCUGGUCUUGCACAUUUUUUUCCAGAGAGAAAUACUUUCAGUAAUAAAAUAUACCCAAAAAAAGUCAAUGGAGAUGAUAUUCGUUACCUUAAACAAGACAUUCGUGAUUUACUUU